Molecule: messenger RNA, 1596 nt
Organism: Aspergillus terreus NIH2624
Lineage: Eukaryota; Fungi; Ascomycota; Eurotiomycetes; Eurotiales; Aspergillaceae
Product: putative pre-mRNA splicing factor
Exons: 3
Coding region: 1-1596 (531 amino acids)
Biological process (GO): mRNA splicing, via spliceosome
Cellular component (GO): U4/U6 x U5 tri-snRNP complex
Molecular function (GO): U4 snRNA binding; U6 snRNA binding; protein binding
Source: RefSeq, a predicted model, not a curated record
AUGAUGCAUCCGUCCAGACAGGCGUACGUGGAGGAGGCGGAGGACACCGAUAUGGGCAUUGACCUCGCCAACAUCCCCGUUGACCGCGAUUAUGAACUUCCGUCCGCCGCCGCAGGCAUUCCCUCAGCUAGAGCCUCCGCCAUCCUCUCCCAGUUCGAACGGAAACGACGAGCGGCCGCCAUGGCCGUGCCGACAGACGAUACCCGUGUGCGCGCGCGUCUGCGAGAGCUCGGCGAACCCAUCACGCUCUUCGGAGAGGGGCCCGCAGACCGAAGAGACCGAUUACGGGAGCUCUUGACUGAUCUCGCAGAACGGCAGGAUGCCGCAGCGGCAGAGGGCGACGUGGACAUGCGCGAAGCCACAGCAGAGGCGGAGGAAGGCGAAGAGGGUGAGCAACAGGAGGAAUUUUACACAGAAGGUAUUCCGGAGCUUCUGGAGGCACGGAAAGCAAUCGCACGAUUUUCGCUACCCCGCGCAAAGGCGCGCGUGGAGCGGCUGAAAGAAGAGUCGACGAUCCCACUACGCACGCAUAUCAAGCAUCGAAAAGCAAUCAAGGAAAAGCUUCAUAACUUUGACCUCUACGGGUCUCAGAUUGCUGGUGACCGUCCAGUCAGCAUCUGCCGAUUCGCGCCUGACGGGCAGACCAUUGCGACUGGUAAUUGGGGCGGUGGGAUCCGCCUCUUGUCGGUGCCGAACUUGGACGAGAAGUUGUCUCUCAAUGCGCAUACGGAUCGCGUGGGUGGCCUCGCAUGGUUUCCGGGGGCUACGCUUCCUGCGUCCAAUGUCUCCGAAUCCAGCGUCAACCUUGUAUCUGGAGGUGGUGAGGGAAACGUGUGUUUGUGGUCGCUGGAUAAGAAAGAACCUCUAGCGACACUAUCUGGUCACAGUGGUCGUGUAUGCCGCACGGAGUUCCAUCCCUCGGGGCGGUAUGUCGCAUCAGCAUCUUAUGAUACCACAUGGCGGUUAUGGGACGUUGAAACGUCGGUCGAACUGCUACUCCAGGAAGGCCAUUCGCGAGAGGUUUACACUGUGGCCUUCAACAACGAUGGCUCUUUGAUGGCCAGUGGUGGGCUUGACAGCAUUGGACGAAUUUGGGAUCUGCGAACAGGUCGUACCGUCAUGAUCUUGGAGGGACAUAUUCGGGAAAUCUUCGGGCUGGACUGGGGAGUGGACGGCUAUCGUGUCCUUUCUGGGUCUGGGGAUGGAUGGGUGAAAUGCUGGGAUCUACGCCAGGUGCGGAAUAUCGGCGGAAUUGGCGCACACAAGAGUGUUGUCUCCGAUCUACGGUGGUAUAAAGGCACGGAGUCGUCGGCGUCCCAUCUCCCUUCGACGGAUGGACAGAACGGCAUGGAGGUGGACGGCGCGCCCGCGAACGAGCAGCAAUCGGCGCCAGUCCAACCCCGGAAAUCGGGCACCUUCUUUGUCACCAGCGGGUUCGACAAGAACGUCAAUAUCUUCAGCGCGGACGACUGGUCGCUGGUGAAGACGCUGAGUGGGCACGCAGGCAAUGUGCUGAGUACGGAUGUCAGUGACGAUGCGAGAUGGAUUGCCAGUUGUGGACAUGACCGUACGGUGAAGCUCUGGGGUAUUGAAUAA